Lepus europaeus (European hare) is the source of this 261-nucleotide messenger RNA. Its product is annotated as small ribosomal subunit protein eS27-like. Bases 7 to 261 code for a protein of 84 amino acids. Gene Ontology annotation, molecular function: RNA binding; structural constituent of ribosome. The record is from RefSeq and is a predicted model, not a curated record. The transcript has a single exon. NCBI's taxonomy places the organism in Eukaryota, Metazoa, Chordata, Mammalia, Lagomorpha, Leporidae. Gene Ontology annotation, cellular component: ribosome; cytosolic small ribosomal subunit. Gene Ontology annotation, biological process: ribosomal small subunit assembly; translation.
GUAAACAUGCCUCUCACAAAGGAUCUGCUUCAUCCCUCUCCAGAAAUGGAGGAGAGGAAACACAAGAAGAAGCACAUGGUACAGAGCCCCAAUUCCUGCUACGUGGAUGUGAAGUGCCCAGGAUGCUACACAAUCACCAUGGUUUUUAGCCAUGCACAAAUGGUGGUUUUGUGGGCUGGCUGCUCCACUGUCCUCUGCCAGCCUACAGGAGGAAAAGCAAGGUUUACAGAAGGAAGUUCCUUCAGAAGGAAGCAGCACUAA